Molecule: messenger RNA, 1536 nt
Organism: Dentiscutata erythropus
Lineage: Eukaryota; Fungi; Glomeromycota; Glomeromycetes; Diversisporales; Gigasporaceae
Source: the annotation of a GenBank genome assembly
AUGUGCAUUGAUCUGUCAUUUAACGACUUUACAGAAACUUGUAAAAAUUUUAAGUUCAUUAAUAACUUUUUACAAGUUUCUGUAAAGGAAUCUUUCAUUAAGAAUAGAUACUCCAAAAACGUGAUCAUAGAAAGCUGGCGCGGUUUUCAAAAGAUUCCAUUGACACCACAGGGAAUAUUUCUAACUAAUGCCCUCCUCAACAGGAAUGAAAACGAAGUUCCUUCAUCUAAAUGGCGUCGUAUAUUGAUCUACGGUGUUGCUUCUGCACGUAAGGCAGAUAGUAUCCUUUUUAAUUAUGAUAAUGUUGACCAAGAGUUCUUAAUCUUUGAGAACAUCGGCCCACCAUCAAGGAUAAAGAAACCCAAGUAUUAUGCGGAUCUCCAAAGAAUGUUUAGUCAGUCAAUUACUAGAAAACAACUAGCAAUUUUUACGAUUAAUGUUGCUGGAGAUGUAUUAGAAAUAUACGCUAUGCGUAGGGAUACUGGCAUCCUCAAAUACUGUUUAUUAGAACAGGCUCCGAUUCCCUUACAUAUAGCAAUUCCUAGUGAUGUUUAUAAACUUAUUCAUUCCUUGCUGACGCUAAGGACAGCAGUUGCAUGUACGAUACACAAAAUUCUCCAUAAACUCGAAGAAGAUGAUAGCGAUUUUAGUACCGAUGAAGAAUAUGACGAUCUUAGUACCGAAGAAAUAUCAUCCAAAAAAUAUGUAGUAAAUACGAUUACCGGACUAAAUGUGUUAUUGGUUAUUUCACAUCCAGAUGAUGAAUGCAUGUUUUUUGGACCUACUUUAUUAGAAUUGGGUAAUAGGGAAUAUAAAAAUAGAAUACAUGUCUUGUGUUUAUCUGUUGGAAAUGAAUCUGGACUUGGAAAAAUUCGAAAGAAAGAGCUUGAAGCUAGUUGUACUUCUUUAGGAAUUGAUGUCAAAUUUGUCAAAUGGUUGGAUCAUCGUGAAUUGCAAGAUGGCCCUAAAAAUGUUUGGAAUCCUGAAUUAAUCUCUUCUAUCAUUGAAGAGUACGUUGAAAAAAACGGAAUUGAUGUGAUAAUUACUUUCGAUAAUAAAGGAAUUUCAGGACAUCCAAAUCAUUCAGCUGCGUAUAAUGGUGCUAGAAAUUAUGUAUUAUCAAAAAUCACGUCUAAAUCUAAAUCUUCAAAACCCGGAUCUUCAAAAUCCAAAUUAUUACGACUAUACAAGCUUAAAACUGUCAACAUCAUAAGAAAAUAUAUUUCUAUUCUUGAUCUUUUACCAACAUAUUUUAUUCAUAAUUAUAUUAAUAUUAUGUCAUUAUUUUCGGAAAAGACCCCUUACGAACAAAAUCUUCAUGAUAAAAAUAAGCAAAAAAAUCAAGAGGUAAUUGAAAAGGAAGAAAAAUUAAUUAAUCUUCCUGAUUCUCUUAUCUUUGUGGCUACAUUACAACAAUAUAUUCGAUCAAGAAAAUCUAUGAAAUUACACAAAUCUCAAUUAGUUUGGUUUAGGUAUUUGUAUAUUUUAGCGUCCAGAUAUAUGGUUAUCAAUCAAUUAGAAUUGGUAGAAUCAUGA